AUGUCAUCACCACAAAACCCAUCUUCCACUCUCUCAGCUCGUUUCGGUCACUCUGCUCUCUUUCACAACCAUAACAUUUACCUCUUUGGUGGUCUUCAAAAAUCCGAUACCCAUUCAAAUUCCCUCGUGUUGAUCAAUGAUCUCAUCCAACUCAAUACUUUCACUUUAGAAUUCACCAAUUUAACCAAAUCACAUGAUAAUAAUAAUAAUAAUUCACAAAACAUUCCAAGUGCUAGAAGUUUUCACACACUGGUCUCGAAGCAAAAUUCCCAAAAGUUGAAUCAUGUAAAUAAUAAUUCUAAUGAUGAUGAAAUGAUUCUUUUCGGAGGUAAAUCAAAUAAUGAUUCAAUGUUACAUGAUGUUUGGACUUUUUCAUCAUCAAGUUGGAAAGAAAUCACUUGUAAGAAUUCACAAUUAAUUUCACCAAGAUGUGGCCAUGUGAGUGUGGUUUAUGGAGAAUCCAUGUUUGUGUUUGGUGGAUUUGUUAAAAAUAAUGAUAUUAUUCAUGCGAGUAAUGAAAUGUUUGAGUUGAAUUUGAAAACUUUUGAAUGGAAGAGCAUUUCUUUGAAACUGUCAAAUGCCAAUGAUCAUCCACACGGAGUGAGUGGUAGAUGUUAUCAUGCUGGAGUGUUAGACGAAGAGACUGGAGAUUGGUAUAUCAUUGGUGGAAUAUCAACUCGAAAUGUCUUGACGAAGGAUUUUAUCAAGAUCAAGUUAUCAACCUUGUCACCACGAAUGACCAGUGACAUGACUUUAAAUGAUCCUACUUCAAAUCUUGUUGUUGAAUAUGAAAGGAUUGAUUCCAGUGAUGAAAAUGUACAUCGAUUUGGUCAUUCCUGUAUUCUAGAAACCUCUAACCAUCGAAACAAUAAGAAAAUUUACAUGAUUGGUGGAUGUAAUCAUCAAGUUCACUUUUCCGAUUGUUAUUCUUUGGAAUUGAAUGAAAAGACUUGGAAAAAAGUUUCUCAAAAGGAUCAUCAUGUUCUUGCCACCUCAUCGUCAUUAUUUAAAGAACUCAAUGAAGCUGCUGCUAAUGAUGACACUCGAUUUGAGGCAUUUCCAGUUUUUCACACAACCACUGGUUUUGAAGAAAAUGGAAUUUUUUCAUAUUUUGUGUUUGGAGGAACGAAUCAAAUCUCUGAUAUCCAUUUCUGUAUGUCAGAAACAACAGAAGAAACAAGCAACUUAUCUGUCAAUGCCACUCCUCAAAACAAAGACAAGUACUUGGCUCACAAAGAAUUCAACUACAAACAAUUCGAUUCCAUGUUCAAUGAUGACAUUUAUAGACAUAUUCUUUCGUAUUUGAAAUGUGUGGAUUUGAUGAGAUUGCAAUUAGUGAACAAGAAGUUACGAAUUUGUCAACUCACUGAAGAAGAUCAAUUCUGGAAAGUGAAUUACAUGAAACAAAUUUCAGACUUGAAAGACAAAGCUUUUAAAUAUCAUCAUCAUUCAACAAGAAAAAGUGCAUUACAUUCCAUAAAAUUUGAUGACUUGCUCAAACGUACAUCAAAUUACAAACAAGGAUUAGUUCAACUAUUUAAAGAGUUUGAAAGUAAGGCUGAAAAGAAUUCUAAAAAAUUGACAAGUGAAUGGAUUGAAAAGGUGAAAUGGAAUGAUGAAUUCAACAAGUCGUUUUACACCUUGGAAGAAAUUUUGCAAUAUCCCAAACAUGGUGUUCACAACACAUUAGGUUCACAACCAAGUAGUAGUAGUAUUAAAUUGGUAAUUGUGGGAGAUGGAUCCACAGGAAAGACAAGUCUCUUAAUCACACACGUCACUAAACAAUUCCCAACCGAAUACAUUCCCACAGUCCUUGACGCUUACAGUUAUUCCAGUCCUUUCAUUCCCAACAUUUCCAUUGGUCUAUGGGAUACACAAUGUCCUGACGAAUAUUGUCGUACGCUUCGACCUCUGAAUUAUCCUGGAACCGAUCUCUUCUUUGUGACUUUUAGUAUUGCCUGUAAGAACUCUCUCUUCAGUAUUUCCGAUAAAUGGGUUCCAGAAGUUCGUCAUCAUUGUCCCCAAACACCAAUUCUUCUCAUUGGAACAAAAUCAGAUUUGAGAAUGGAUGUAAUGUUUGUGAAAUCGUUAUUGAUGGAACAUGAGGAAAUGCCAAUAACUGUGAAACAAGGAGAGUUGAUGGCACAAAGAACUGGAUGCAUUGGAUAUAUUGAGACGAGCUCAAAGACGGGAGAGGGAUUGGAAUUAUUGGAUGAGUUGAUCAUUAAGGCAAUCUGUAUUGCUAAAGAUUCAACAUACAAGUCAAAUAACAAGAAGAAGAAGAAGAAGUGUUUGUUUCAAUAA
Naegleria lovaniensis is the source of this 2304-nucleotide messenger RNA. RefSeq lists its product as uncharacterized. The record is from RefSeq and is a predicted model, not a curated record. Lineage: Eukaryota; Heterolobosea; Eutetramitea; Acrasida; Naegleriidae. The coding region runs from base 1 to 2304 and encodes 767 amino acids. Gene Ontology annotation, molecular function: GTP binding; protein binding; GTPase activity. The transcript has 2 exons. Gene Ontology annotation, biological process: small GTPase-mediated signal transduction.